This is a messenger RNA of Sclerotinia sclerotiorum 1980 UF-70, 219 nucleotides long. RefSeq lists its product as hypothetical. The transcript has a single exon. The record is from RefSeq and is a predicted model, not a curated record. Lineage: Eukaryota; Fungi; Ascomycota; Leotiomycetes; Helotiales; Sclerotiniaceae. The coding region runs from base 1 to 219 and encodes 72 amino acids.
AUGUUUGGGAUAUGGGAUAUGGGAUAUGGGAUAUGGGAUAUGGGAUAUGGGAUAUGGGAUAUGGGAUAUGGGAUAUGGGAUAUGGGAUAUGGGAUAUGGGAUAUGGGAUAUGGGAUAUGGGAUAUGGGAUAUGGGAUAUGGGAUAUGGGAUAUGGGAUAUGGGAUAUGGGAUAUGGAGAUGGAGAUAGUGUAGUAGGAUUUAUGUAUGAAUUGCGGUAA